AUGACUUCGACCAACCCACAAUCGACGCUGAGUCCAGACGACGAGCAUUGGACACGAUAUCUCUCCGAAAUCAUCGAUACCAGUGACGCUCAUAUCGCCUCCGUCAACUCCGCAAUUCACUCUAACCCUGAGCUCGCCUUCGAAGAGCGCGAGGCCCACAAAACCCUUGUAUCCGCCCUCCAGAAACUAGGCUUCCCCGUAAUACCCCACGCCUAUGGUGUCGAAACAUCCUUUUCAUCCGAGGUCGGCAGAGGCGGCCGCCUGAUCAUUUUCAAUGCCGAGUACGACGCCCUCCCCGGUAUCGGCCAUGCCUGCGGACACAACCUCAUCGCGAGCUCCAGCUUCGCCGCCUUCCUUGCCGUGGCUGCCGCUCUCAAAGAAUCGAAACUUCCGGGCCGUGUCCGACUUCUCGGGACACCAGCUGAGGAGGGCGGUGGUGGGAAGUUGAAGCUGAUCGAGGCGGGUGCUUAUCGCGGGGCGGCCGCGAGUUUGAUGCUCCAUCCGGGAGCCGGCUAUCUUUUGAAACCACCGAUUCGAGGCGUUGCGUAUUACAGGAUGUUGGCGAAUAUCAAGAUGAGGGUUUACUUUACGGGGAGAGAGGCGCACGCUGCCAUUGACCCUUGGAAUGGAGUGAACGCUCUGGACGCGGUUUGUCUGUCUUACAAUGCGGUUUCGAUGUUGAGGCAGCAGAUUCGGCCUCACGAGCGCAUCCACUGCGUGUUUCCUCGGGCUGGGGAUAGGCCGAACGUUGUACCCGCCGAUUGCUGCGUCGAAUACUAUGUACGCAGCGAUACGAAGGCAAAUGCCGAGGCUCUAUGGCAACGAGUGUUGAAGUGCUUCGAAGGAGCAGCCCUGGCGACGGGAUGUGGCAUGCGAGUCGAGCCGAUCAACAGCUACGCCGAUCUGCGACCCAGCGUUUCGCUGUGUCAGGAGUAUAUGGAGGCGAUGCCAAAGGGAACUGUGUCCUACAACGACCCGCCGGAUUUCCUCGCGGGGAGCACGGAUAUGGGCAACGUAACAUACGAAUGCCCCGGCUUCCACGGCGCUUUUGGCAUCGAUACGAAUCCGGGACAAGGGAAUCAUACGAAAGGGUUUUCUGCUGCUGCUGGGACGCGGGAUUCGUAUCGCCGGGCGAUGGAAGCUGCCAAGGGUAUGGCGGCUGUUGGGUGGAAGGUUUUGACGGAUGAUGUGUUUGCUGAGGUGGUAGAGUAUGAAUGGAAGCAGGAUAUGAAAAAGGCGGCUGGGGUGAGUUGA
Molecule: messenger RNA, 1254 nt
Organism: Scedosporium apiospermum
Lineage: Eukaryota; Fungi; Ascomycota; Sordariomycetes; Microascales; Microascaceae
Exons: 2
Coding region: 1-1254 (417 amino acids)
Molecular function (GO): dipeptidase activity
Source: RefSeq, a predicted model, not a curated record